Mytilinidion resinicola is the source of this 1587-nucleotide messenger RNA. RefSeq lists its product as uncharacterized. Bases 1 to 1587 code for a protein of 528 amino acids. NCBI's taxonomy places the organism in Eukaryota, Fungi, Ascomycota, Dothideomycetes, Mytilinidiales, Mytilinidiaceae. Gene Ontology annotation, biological process: triglyceride catabolic process. The record is from RefSeq and is a predicted model, not a curated record. Gene Ontology annotation, molecular function: triacylglycerol lipase activity. The transcript is spliced from 6 exons.
AUGUCUUUGAGGGGUUUCUCCCUCUUGGGACUUGUCGCCGCCGCUUCGAGCCAGAGCGCUGUACCAACCAACUUUGACUUCCGCGCAGCAGCCCAAUCCAUCUCGGCUGAAUUGAGCUCUCCAUCAUUUGUACCAUAUUCCAGGCCAAAUCAGAAGAUCGAGGAGUUCAUUGCUAUUGGUGACUCGUAUACAGCGGGCACGGGCGCCAACGGGAACACGGAAACUAUGGCCGGAGACGCUUGUCGUUGCAAACGAUCCUACCCGAUGCAAAUGUCCACCGAUGCAGAUAACUGGGAAUUCAUCAAUGGGGAUAGGACACUUCCCCGCUUCAGCUUCCCCGCUUACACUGGCGAUACAACGGUCGAAGUUGUCAAGGAACAACUGAAAAUGGGGGAUUAUAAGGAGAACAACAAGGAUCUGCCCCGUGCUCAGCCCUUUGGAAAGCCUCAGCUUGCAGUUCAUGACGAUUGGAGAAUCUUGAACGACUGUGUCUACCGUGAUUGGAAGCCGGGAGAUUGCCAAGAGACCCUCCAAGGCCUACAGAAGGAAAUCGACGACGGCAGCCUUCGCGACAAGAUCAACGUUGCCUUGUACGCAGUUGCGCACGCGGGAAGACAGGCAGGAGGCGCCAAUCCGAGAGAAAGCUUCCAAGUCUACGUUCUCAGCUACAUCACCUUUUUCAACAAAGUUACAACGGCUUGCAACAAAUUUUCCUGGGCCUACUGGUGGUGGAUGACUACUCCCAAGCUCACCACGGAUCUCCGCAAGCAACUUAAUGGCUUCACCAGGGCUGUCAACGCAGUAAUUAAGGCCGCCGCGCAGGAUCUGGAACGCAUGGGAGUGAUCUUUAUCGAAGAUAUGGAUAGGCCAGGCGACCCCGAUAACCCAUACGCGGCCGGGACCGAGUCCCCCGGGCAGGUGCUUCUGGAUUUUGUCUUCCCUGCGCAAAAUAAGGACGUCGCAAACGUGUCCGAAGCAUCACCGCCGCCAUGGGAGUGGGAGGGUGCCGACAAGUAUCCGACGUUCGAAGCCCUCCUGGCCGCGAUUCAGAAGGAGGGAAACUUCACUACAUCGGGAGGCGAUGCCGUCCCAUUCAACGUGGUGCGGUCCUUCCAUCCUAAGGGCACGGCAUACGGGAAACACAGUGUUGCCGUGUUCAGCGCCAUGGUAGAGAACAGGGAUGUCGUCGCAAGUGGUGCUGGUGGUAAAUACACCGAGCGAUGCAAGGAUGUGGACAUCAAGGGCGACCACCUCCUUGUGGCAACCUGUACCAACAAGGACGGACAGGAAGUGCGGACCCAGGAGGCCCUAGGACUUUGCCUGCGUUACGACGGUGGAGCCCUAAUACCCGCAGACAAUGGACAAUAUACACAGAAUUGCCAUGGCUGCUUUUUCAAUGGUCCAGAAUCGCCUGAUCACAAUACCACGCUAUGGUGUGUUUGCAAGAAUGACAAGGAUCCUUACAUCAAAUCUGCUUCUGUUAAACUGGAUGAUUUCAUGACAGUUAAGGAUGAUGGAUAUGUCAAGUGUUUUGGUCAUAUCAGCGCCCCAACUAGUCUCAAACGGUGGGAACGUGGGAGUUGGUGA